GAGCACAGCAUACAGCAGCACAGGAGUCUUCUGACAUCAGAACAGUGUGAUUCAUUCAGGCAAGAAAGUAAGAAAGAAGCAGGAAUUUUCAGAGAUAUAAAGAGUGUCUUGGAGUAACACAAUCCUGAGAGGAGUAUGAGGAUGUAAGUGUAAGUUAGAGGGCUGUGGGAACUCAUCAUGUCUGUCAGAGAGAACAGCAGCUGAAUAAAUCUGGGCUGAAACUUCACUCGCACCUGCUGGUGGGACUAACACUUCUGGAUAUUCCAUUGAGACUCAUGUGAGCAUUUCCUAUGGUCCUCUUCAGUGUUCCAGAAAGCCAGUGUUUGAUCAGCUUGCUCUUUUGUCAGACAGAAAGACUAGCUGUUUUUUGGAGCACUAGAGCAUUUCCGUCAGGGUUAUUCCAAGAGACAUGAUAGAGAAUGAAAUCAAGAAUGUGACUUCCAUUCCAGAGCAUGGAGAAGUCAAGUAGCGAGGAAUCCGCCAUCCACCGCAGCCCCUCUGUGGACAGCCACGACUCUGACUUUGCCCAAGCCUCCACGUCCGGGCGGCCGUUCGGAGGACGAGGCUUCACCGCUGGCGCGUUCUACGGGUCCACCGGCCCACGUGCGCAAAGCACUGCUCAGAGCGGGGCGGUCGGGGACGACAAGAGCAGCAAUAAGUACAAGGCGCCUAAAGGCAGCAAAUACGUUGUCUUUUAUCUGGAUCUAUCAUUUGUGUUCCUUCUAGAGUUCAAGAAGUGCAACAUGGCGAGAGGCUGCUUGUGCUGUCUGAAAUACAUGAUGUUCGUCUUCAACCUCAUCUUCUGGUUGUGCGGCUGUGGACUGCUGGGUGUUGGAAUCUGGCUGUCUGUGUCUCAGGGCAGCUUCGCCACCUUCUCCCCAUCAUUCCCCUCCCUCUCCGCUGCCAACAUGAUCAUCGCUAUAGGCACCAUCGUCAUGGUGACGGGCUUCCUCGGUUGCUUGGGCGCCAUAAAGGAAAACAAGUGCCUGCUUCUGAGCUUCUUCAUUGUCUUGCUGAUUAUUUUGCUGGCUGAGCUGAUUUUGCUCAUUCUGUUCUUCGUGUACUCUGAUAAGGUCAGUGAGAACGCCAAACAGGACCUGAAAGAUGGUCUGGCCCUCUACAACACAGACAACAACAUCGGGCUGAGGAACGCCUGGAACAUCAUCCAAGCUGAGUGGAAGUGCUGUGGAGUAACGGGUUACACAGAUUGGCACGAGGCUCUGAAAGAGAAGGUGGUGCCCGACCGCUGCUGUCAAGAGCAUUAUCAGGAGUGCGGCCGAAAUUCCACCAACAUGUUCUGGACACGAGGCUGCUACGAGAAGGUGGAAGAGUGGCUUGAAGAUAAUAAGCACCUUCUCGGAACAAUCGGCAUGUGUAUCCUGUUAGUUCAGCUCCUGGGAAUGGCCUUUUCCAUGACACUGUUCCAUCAGAUCCACAGAUCGGGGAAAAAGUAUGACGCCUAACGAGGGGAAGGGACGAGCCCCAGUGCAUUAUGGGACGGACUCUGGAGGUCAUCUCUUGUACAUCCUCCUCUUGUAUCUAAAUUUCACCACUGGCCACGUUUCCUCAUUAACCCCUGAGCCCCCUGUACAGAUUUCAGCCAUCGUCCCGCUGUCUUUCUCCUCAUCCACUCAUCUGCCAAAGAGACCCUGGACAGAGAGGAACACUUUCUGACUUUCUCCCUUCAUCUCUUCUAGAACUUUUGUUUUAUGCUUGAACUAACGAAUGUUUGCCGCAAGAAGAAUACCUGCAGUGAUGACGAACUGCGUGUCUUUACUAAUGCUUAAUUCUCUCCCUCCACUCGGCAGGACACUGGUAGUGCAGAGACCGUCAGAGUGGAUGAAUUAAAAAAUUAAAAAAUCAUCAUCAUCCUCGUCUACAAUGUAAAUGACAAACGGCUCCAAUUUAGCAUGACGCAGUUUUGUACGAGAGACACCUUUGUCAUGUCAGCAACUUUUUUAUUUUGUUUUUACAAGUGACUACACCCCAGUCCCAUAAUUUUCAAUUUUGUGCAUCUAAGGAUUGGAAGUCACCGUUAUGAAUAUGGACUGCUUUGUUUAUGUGCAUUGAAAGCUUUUGUGUGUGUGUAUAAAGGUCUGUGAUUGGACAUUUUGAGAGGGUUUUGAAAUGUGCUGAAAGUUUAACCCUAAUUAAUACAUGAUCAGAUAUGGACUUUUUUUUAUCAUAUAUAGUCUGAUUAUCAGGCACUUAAAAAAAUAUAUAUAUAUAUAUAAAAUUACUGAGUAUUUUUGUCUUAUUUUCCGCAUACUUGAAACAAGAAAAAAAAUACUUAAAAAACAGAAUGACAUGGGGUCUGGGUAUCUCAGCGAGUAUUGACGCUGACUACCACCCCUGGAUUCAAACUCGUGACUCCAGGGGUGGUAGUCAGCGUCAAUACUCGCUGAGUGACUCCAGCCAGGUCUCCUAAGCAACCAAAUUGGUCCGGUUGCUAGGGAGGGUAGAGUCACAUGGGUAACCUCCUCGUGGUCAUGAUUAGUGGUUCUCUCUCUGAAUGGGGCGUGUGGUAAGUUGUGUGUAGAUCGUGGAGAGUAGCAUGAGCCUCCACAUGCUGUGAGUCUCUGCGGUGUCAUGCACAACGAGUCACAUGAUAAGAUGCACGAAUUGACAGUCUCGGAAGCGGAGGCAGCUGAGACUUGUCCUCCACCACCCGGAUUGAGGUGAGUAACCGCACCACCAUGAGGACCUACUAAUUAGUGGGAAUUGGGCAUUCCAAAUAGGGAGAAAAAGGGGAUAAAAAAAA
Myxocyprinus asiaticus (Chinese sucker) is the source of this 2761-nucleotide messenger RNA. RefSeq names its product tetraspanin-9-like. Gene Ontology annotation, cellular component: membrane. The transcript has 7 exons. NCBI's taxonomy places the organism in Eukaryota, Metazoa, Chordata, Actinopteri, Cypriniformes, Catostomidae. The record is from RefSeq and is a predicted model, not a curated record. Bases 453 to 1463 code for a protein of 336 amino acids.